AUGGCCGCCGAAGCCCAAGUCGCUCUUCAAAUGAACCGCAUCGACACGAUGCGUGAUAUGUCCAACCGCUUGACCGACGCCGUACUCGCUACUCAAGGUGCACCCGCUAUUGACGCAGAACUCGCUUUCUUGAAUGAUUUGUGGACUCGCUUCAACACAACUCAUGAGAGAAUUUUUGAGGAGAUUCCAGAGAUCGUCGAAAACGAAUACUAUACAGGUAACGCGUUUGGUACCGCUAGUUUAGUGUACACCGAACUCCUGGUGAGACUCAACGCAGGUAAACCCGCUCCAGUGCCUGCUCCAGAGCCUCAAGCCAUCAACCACGACCAAACUGCGUAUUUCGGAGGCACACACAAAGCGAACCUGCCUCAAAUAAAAUUGCCGACGUUCCAGGGCUCAUAUGACGAGUGGGACUCGUUCAAGGACUUGUUCACCUCUCUGGUCAUCCACGAAAAUUCGCUUACCGGCUCGCAGAAGAUGCAUUACCUGAAAACCCAGGUCAAAGGUGAGGCCGCGUCGUUAAUCGCUAACAUACAAGUCACGGAUGACGAGUUCCAAUCGGCUUGGGAACUAUUGAACACUCGCUACACCAACCCACGCAGAUUACUCGACAUGCAUGUCGAUGAAUUACUGUACCGACAACCGCUAACUGGCCACUCCGCUGCCGAACUUGACGCCUUGUUACUCGCUAAUAAGAAGUCGCUGGACGCCAUCUCGCCUUGGGAGUACCAAUCAACGAUUCAGAUCCAUUUUUGA
Microplitis mediator is the source of this 756-nucleotide messenger RNA. RefSeq lists its product as uncharacterized. The record is from RefSeq and is a predicted model, not a curated record. The transcript has a single exon. Bases 1 to 756 code for a protein of 251 amino acids. Lineage: Eukaryota; Metazoa; Arthropoda; Insecta; Hymenoptera; Braconidae.